Messenger RNA from Durusdinium trenchii, 2770 nucleotides. NCBI's taxonomy places the organism in Eukaryota, Dinophyceae, Suessiales, Symbiodiniaceae. The record is from the annotation of a GenBank genome assembly.
AGCCGUUUCUGCAAGUAGAUGGACAGUUGCUCCAUUGUUAAUGAGAGGCCUGCUUUGACAAGCGGCCGAUGGAGGCGGAAACGCCAGGAGGAGCAGAUGCUCCAAAGCCAAAGGACACAAAGGACAAGUCCGUGGAUGAACAAAUUCAGGAUGCACUUGAAGCAAUGCUGUCCAAGAAAAGUUUGGUCAAAGACCAGUUCUUGGCAAGCAAGAUGAAUCCACAGAUGUACAUUCCUAUUUCUGUUCUGCUGCAGCAUGACCGCUUGCAAAGCUUGCGAGCUACGCAGAUGCAGGUGGCAGCUGCAGCUGCAAAGUCGAAACGAUUGGGAGUGGAUGACCAAAGAACCAUGGUUCGCCCAGUAUUCAAGUCCAAAAGGCACAUUGUAAUUCUUCGAGAUUUGCCUGAUGGUACGACAGAGGAAGAGAUCCUGAGCCUUUUCUCAACUGGCCCAUAUGCUGAAAAUGUGGUGAGUGUCAAGCCAGAGGUGAACAACACCUGGUUUGUGAAGUUCGUCGAUGAAGUUGCCCCAGAAGUUGUCCUGUGGCUGCGGUCGCAGACUUUCAAGGGCAAGCCGGUGAAUGCAGCCAUCAAGUCAGAGCACUUCUUGCGCAGCUUUUUUCCUGUAAACCAAAGCAUGGGCUUUGUGCCCCCAGGGUUGCCUCCAAUGGAUGAAGGAGAUGUGCAUCCCAUGCAUGGCUUUCCUCCAGCUCCGUUUCCUGGUGGCAAAGGCGCCGGUUGUCCAGAUUUCAUGCCACCUCCUGGUAUGAUGCCUCCAAUGCAAAUGGGGAUGCCUUAUGAGAUGCCUGUGGAGCCCAACAUGCAAUUUGGCCUGCAAUCUCCAGGCUUUUGGAAGCCUUGGGGCAGUCGCCACAGACAACCACCGCUGACUUUUUCGCCUGACUGCCCUCGAAUUGGUAAUGAUCAGGUAGCUCCUCAAAUGGAAUCCUGGGGAACAGGUGCUCCCAGCAAGGGAAAGAGCAAAGGAAAGGAAGAUUUUAGCAAAGGGAAGUCGAAGAAAGGGAAAGGAACGUCUGGGAAGUGGAGCAUCGACUGGGAGGACUCAGCACCGCCUGGCUACAAGGGCAUCAAGGUCAGGUGUCCUUGACCGCAUUUUAGUCUGCGGCAGUGGACCACUUUUCAGUCUUCAGCGCGACGAGAUGACGAGGAGUGCCUGCCCUGUGUGCCAGAAAAAACAUGUGGACGGCCCAACAGACCUUCUCCAGCGUCGCCUGGGAUGGCCGCAGAACCAUACCGACUUGGUCAGUCUUAAAGCCAUGAGUGAGACGGUCUAAGCAAUACAAGAAGGUGGACAAGUCCAGAGACUUCCAAUGUUCAUUGAAGCGCCCUAGUGUCCCUGUUGGGGCAUAUACUGACCUGCGAUCAGGUCCGACCCACAGCGGUAUAUACUCCAACCGAAUGAACUUCCAUGCCAUGCCGCUAGUGGAGCUUCAAUACGGGACGUUUUUUGGUGUUCUUUGGUGGGUACACACCCAUGGUCCAUGGUGAGAAAAUCUCUUCUGAAGGUUGAGGUGAAGAUGUUCACGUCCUGCAAGUUGCUACAAUGUGCACUACCAGCAACGAAAGCUUUAGGUCCCCAUGUUUCACUCGUGCGGUAACGCAAACAGGACCAAAGUUCGGAUGCAUGUGCCCCACGUACUCCAACCUCGCGAUUUAGCCAGACUCUCGAACUUGAUUACAGCCAGCCUACCUUGAUUGGACCAGUUUGAACCUUAAACAUUAUAUAUACAUUGUGUCCAUCAGGGCGUGUGCACAUGAUGUGAUCUUCUGUGCACUCUGGCUGUGACCAGGACCCAGACUCAUACAAAUAUAGACGCAACCUCUUUUUUUUAUUAUCCAAAUCCCAAUGCAAAAGUCAGAAGAAUCACCCCGGCAUCUGUACCAUUUGAGAGUGAUUGGCAUCCCUUGCUUGACCGAUCUCUGCAGGUGUGGCUCGUGGGUCAAAGAUUUUGCGCAAUUUUUUCAAGGGACGCCUCGCAAACAAAUCCCAGGAGCACUCAAGCAAAGGCUUGCCACCGUGCACAAAUCCAGUUGGGAAAAACAUGUUCACCCUCAAGCACCCAUGUUUAUAUAAGUGGAAUACCUUUACCACGCAUUUAAACGAAGAUUCAAGGCCUUUCAUGGCACAGGAGGCAAGAUGUUGCAGCAAUGUGAGGAGGAAUCAACACCGGGUGGGUUGCAAACCAGGAGAAGCACCAGAUUCAAGAUUAGCCAAGGAUUUGUCAAACGUGAAUCUGAACGUUCUAAUCUGAGCCAGAUUCAACACAGUCAGCUUCCCUGUGGUGGCAGAAAUUAAAGAGCAGCACAGCCAAACCUAUUCAUUGGCGAAGGGCAUUAGCCCGUGUGGCUACCAAAGGAGGCACUGUAGUCAAAGCCCAUACACAUAGCGCGUGCAAAGAUGACAGCUUAAUUGAAGAGUGAUUAGGCAUUCAGACUCAGCGUCUUUGUCUUCCUAAACUGGAUCGACCCGUUUUCAUUUCCAGGGCAAGCCAAGCUGGUAUGAUGAGUCCGAGGAUGUCGCGCAAGUUGUGCCCCUGGAUGACAGAAUCAGGAAGGCAUCGGAUGUCAAAGCCCCAAAGAUGAAAUGGGCUGUGAAAUCUGGCGGAGAAAGUGGUUGAGCGCUCUUGUUACUCCGCGAUGCAGGCCAUUGAUUUUGCCGAAUGCUACGCAGAAGAUCGGUUUCACCUAGACAGGGUUCGAAACAGCUUCAAGUGAAGUUGACAUCUCUUAAAGGGCUUGCAAGCGUAGAAC